AUGUCCAAGAAGGGCAUGGGCGCCCGAGGCAGGGGCGACAAGGCGGAGCUCCUCGCUGCUCUCCAGGCCGCCAACGAGGACCUGCGGGCCAAGCUCACUGACAUCCAGAUUGAGCUGCAGCAGGAGAAGGGCAAGGUGAGCCGGGUGGAGAGGGAGAAGAACCAGGAGCUGCGGCAGGUGCGGGAGCACGAGCAGCACAAGAACGCGGUGCUGCUCACCGAGCUCAAGACCAAGCUGCACGAGGAGAAGAUGAAGGAGCUGCAGGCCGUGCGGGAGGCGCUGCUGCGGCAGCACGAGGCCGAGCUGCUGAGGGUCGUCAAGGUCAAGGACAACGAGAACCAGCGGCUGCAGGCCCUGCUGCACGCACUGCGGGACGGCGCCCCCGACAAGGCCAAGGUCGUGCUGCUGUCGGAGGCGAAGGAGGAGGCCAAGAAAGGGUUCGAGGCGGAGAAGAUGAAGAUGCAGCAGGAGAUCUCAGAGCUCAAGGGGGCCAAGAAGCAGGUGGAGGAGGCGCUGACCAUCGUGGUCCAGGCCGACAAGAUCAAGGCGGCGGAGAUCCGCAGCGUGUACCAUCUCCACCAGGAGGAGAUCUCCCGCAUCAAGAAGGAGUGCGAGCGGGAGAUCCGCAGGCUGAUGGAGGAGAUAAAAUUUAAAGACAGAGCAGUCUUCGUGCUGGAGAGAGAGUUAGGGGUUCAAGCCGGGCAUGCUCAGAGACUGCAGCUCCAAAAAGAGGCUCUAGAUGAGCAGCUGUCCCAGGUCAAAGAGGCUGAUCGGCACCUGGGCAGCCCCAGACGGGAGCUUCCUCAUGCAGGCGGUGCAGGAGACGCCUCAGACCACUCGGGAAGCCCUGAACAGCAGUUGGAUGAAAAGGACGCUCGGCGCUUCCAGCUUAAGAUCGCGGAGCUGAGUGCGAUUGUCCGGAAGCUGGAGGACCGAAACGCCUUGCUUUCGGAGGAAAGGAAUGAGCUGUUAAAGCGCUUGAGGGAAGCGGAGAGUCAGUACAAGCCACUGCUGGAUAAGAAUAAGCGACUUACCCGGAAGAAUGAGGAUCUGUCCCAUACUCUGCGGCGGAUGGAAAACAAGUUAAAAUUUGUCACCCAGGAGAACACAGAAAUGCGGCAGAGGGCCGGCAUCAUCAGGAGGCCCAGCUCCCUGAACGACCUGGACCAAAGCCAGGACGAAAGAGAAGUGGACUUCCUGAAACUGCAGAUCGUGGAGCAGCAGAGCCUCAUAGACGAGCUUUCCAAGACGCUUGAGACCGCCGGCUACGUGAAGAGUGUGCUAGAGCGCGAUAAGCUGUUAAAAUAUCGGAAGCAAAGAAAGAAAAUGGCCAAACUCCCCAAGCCGGUUGUGGUGGAGACCUUCUUUGGGUACGAUGAAGAGGCUUCCCUGGAGUCCGACGGCUCCUCCAUCUCCUACCAGACGGACAGGACAGACCAGACCCCGUGUACGCCUGACGAUGACCUGGAGGAGGGCGUGGCCAAGGAGGAGACGGAGCUGCGGUUCCGGCAGCUGACCAUGGAGUACCAGGCUCUGCAACGGGCCUACGCCUUGCUGCAGGAGCAGGUCGGAGGGACGCUGGACGCAGAGCGAGAAGUUAAGACCCGUGAGCAGCUGCAAACAGAGGUGCAGAGAGCCCAGGCACGGAUAGAAGAUCUGGAGCAGGCCCUGGCUGAGCGGGGGCAGGACAUGAAGUGGAUUGAAGAGAAGCAGGCACUGUAUCGAAGAAACCAAGAGCUUGUGGAGAAGAUUAAACAAAUGGAAAUAGAAGAGGGUCGGUUAAAACACGAGGUUCAGGAUGCGAGGGACCAAAACGAGCUACUGGAGUUCCGGAUCCUGGAACUUGAGGAGAGGGAGCGGAAGUCCCCAGCCAUCAACUUCCACCACACCCCCUUCGCAGAGGGGAAGAGCCCCCUCCAAGCCUACUGCGAAGCUGAAGGCGUGACGGACAUCCUGGUCUCGGAGCUGAUGAAGCGGCUGGACAUCCUGGGGGAUAACGCCGUAAGUAAUCUGACCAAUGAGGAGCAAGUGGUCGUCAUACAAGCUAGGACCGUCCUGACCUUGGCUGAAAAGUGGCUCCAGCAGAUUGAGGAGACGGAGUCGGCCCUGCACCAGAAGAUGGUUGACCUAGAGAGUGAGAAGGAGCUGUUCAGCAAGCAGAAGGGCUACCUGGACGAGGAGCUGGACUAUAGGAAGCAGAGCUUGGACCAGGCUCACAAGCACAUCCUGGAGUUGGAAGCCAUGCUGUACGACGCCCUGCAGCAGGAGGCCGGGGCCAAGGUGGCCGAGAUCCUGUCGGAGGAGGAGCAUGAGAAGCUCAAGGCGGCCGUGGAGCAGUGGAAGCGGCAGGUGAUGAGCGAGCUGCGGGAGCGCGAUGCCCAGAUCCUGCGGGAGCGAAUGGAGCUGCUGCAGCUGGCCCAGCAGAGAAUUAAAGAGUUAGAAGAAAGAAUAGAAGGUCAGAAGAGGCAAAUAAAGGAGCUGGAGGAAAAGUUUCUAUUUUUGUUCUUAUUUUUCUCCUUAGCUUUCAUUCUGUGGUCAUAG
Messenger RNA from Enhydra lutris kenyoni (northern sea otter), 2541 nucleotides. RefSeq names its product Janus kinase and microtubule interacting protein 3. Bases 1 to 2541 code for a protein of 846 amino acids. Gene Ontology annotation, molecular function: microtubule binding; kinase binding. The transcript is spliced from 21 exons. The record is from RefSeq and is a predicted model, not a curated record. NCBI's taxonomy places the organism in Eukaryota, Metazoa, Chordata, Mammalia, Carnivora, Mustelidae.